CAAAAUCUCCGCCGGCACCGGAUAUAGAUAAUAACGUUAUGUAUAUGCGAUCGGCACGUCGAAAUACGUCAAUUCGUCGGACAGCCUGAACCCAUAUUUCAAUGGCGAAACAUCUUUUUCUACCGUCCGGCAAAUUAGUCAUCUACCAGGCAUCAUUUCUAAAUAUUAUCCUGUUAUUAAUAACUGUCAGACGGAAGUCAAUUUACUGUAAGACGUCGACUUAUAUAAUCGUCCAGUUGCCGGCGCUUUCAGUUCGAUCUGCAGAGUGCAAUUGGACAAAUCGUCCCUCUUCACCCUUGUGUGCUCCCAUCCCUGCGAGAUCCAGGGGUGCAAAGGUGCUCUGUAACGUUGUAUUUCUGUAAAUUACGUGGCACCGCGAAGCGAGGAAGAAGGGGCGAAAGGGAAAAAAGGCUGAACAGAACUGCGAGGCUUAGGGCCAGCUUUGCAAACGUCGGUUAACCAGAGAUUAGUCGAGACUCCCUAUCCUCUGGUUAACGGUUAGGGUUAACGUUUUCAUUUUCUGGUCAACGGUUAACCAUGGCUGCUUUCCUUUUAGGGAACACAGUCGGCAUUUUUGACACAAAUCGACACAUGUCGCUUUCCAUUUGGAAUUCGACUCAAACUCAAUCGACACUUUUCGACUCCGCUCGGGAGGAGAGUCGGAGUGUGUUUGUGACCGAAGAUUGCAUCCGCUUCGAGUAUUUUGAUAGAAUCUUCUUUCGGCAGAACCUUUUCUUCAAAUCUUUGCCGUUUCGCAGUGGCAAACUGCGCUCGAGUGUGUUAACCUGUGUCGAUUUGCGUCUCCUAAAAGGAAAGCAGCUUAUGUUACCAUUAAUAUAUAACAGCUACCAAGUCGCUUUAACUUUAAUCCCAGUUUAACUUACUUUUUACUCAAUUCCAAUUCCCGAAACUAGAAAUAGAUAAAAAGUAAGUUGAACCGAGAUCAAAGUUAAUCCGCAUUGGUAGAAGUGGACAGAAGAGACGGAGAAUCGAUCGACCACCAGUUAGCAGUCUAAAGGGAGAGUCGUGUCGCAAACGUAGCCACGCUGCACCAUGACGGCCGCACCGAGGGGACCGAUAUCUCGCGGCUGAAAUCGCCUUGUGAAAUCGCCAUUCAUCGCGCGGCCUUCGGAUACGGCGCUUCCGCGGGAAAAACGAUCGCGCGUGGCGUGCACGCUCCAGUACGACGCCGACUGUCGCCGGGCGAGGAGCUGCGUCGUCCGCUGUCACCGGCCACACGUGCUCCAGCUCCGGCUCCGGCUCCGAUCUAACCGGUCGACCGACGAGGCACCUACGGUUCUCCGAUAAUCGGCGUUCCGACAGCGGGAAAAAUCAGAGGCCGGCGGGGCGUGCUCGACGCUCUCCCUUCUUGGAAGAAGCAGCACUCGAACGGAUCGCCAGGGGAAUUGCGCUUACGCAGACGCAGGAUACGCGAGAGAGAAAAAUGCAGAGCUUAUUUGAGGUCGACGAUAACGACGUCAUUUAUAAAGAUGUUGUCGUUAUAGGAAACGGACCGAGCGGGAUAUGCCUAUCGUACAUGCUCGCCGGAAACUGGCCUUACUACACCGGCGAACCUCAUCCCGGCGACGAUAUGCUGACUGCGCGGUUGCAGUUCUGCACGAGCGGCAGCGAGGAGCGCGGCGACGCUCCGGACGACGCGAACACCGACGUGACCAGCAACAAUCGCCACCAGUGCUGCAAGUCCGGUGUCGGCCGGGCGCAGGGAGGCGGACUGGCGCGUAGUACGCGCUGCAAACUCGAGUGCCUGUCCUCCGGCAUCGAGGGCAGAGGCGGCGGCCGGCCGCUGGCUCUUCUCAUGGACCAGCUGCAGCAUCCGUGCGUCGACGCCGGCCUCGAUGUGGCCUCGCUCCUCGACUGGAGCUCCGUGGACGAAUAUCCAGAGCACAGGAUCGUGGAUCAUGUUGUUCUUGGCAAGGGUCAGCCCGGCGGUGCCUGGCAGUCUAUGGAUCCCAAUGUACUGACCAUCAGUCUGAGUCGCUGGAUGUCUCUGCCUGAUUUGGAUCUGAGGCAUUGGGAAAAACUUGUCGAGGUCGAACAGUUGCAAAAGUCGGUCUUAGCCGCGGAGAAUGACGUGUAUGCGCGGCUAGAAAAACUGAGCGUUUGUAAAGCGUCUAGUCGAGUUUCCGUGGGUACCGUAGCAGCUUAUUACAAGGACUACGUGCGCAGGAAAGGCUUGAAGCAAUACUUCCGAUGCGGGACCACAGUUACCUCGGUAAGACCGAACUCGGACUCACCCGAGAGCAAGGGAGGAUACAAUUGGAUUGUAGACGGGUACGAGAAUAAAACUGGAAAGCGGUUUCGGUAUCGGUGCAAAAGGGCGGUUCUUGCGACCGGCACGACCGAUUUGUCAAAUCAUCUGGACAUCCCAGGGGAGAAUACGAAUCCCAAAUGGGUGACGCACGAUCUCAACGAUUUGGAGACUCGAUUGGGACGUCUGGUCGGCGAGUAUGGCAUAGAUUUGAUCGACGAGCAGACCCCACCCGUGUUGGUAAUCGGAGCUGGUCUGAGCGCAGCCGACGCGAUUAUGGCCGCGCGCUUUCGAGGUAUACCUGUGCUACACGCGUUCCGCAAUUCGUUGAACGAAUGGGGCAAACAGACAGCCGAGAGGAUAACUACUAGUUACGAUCGACUGCAAUGGCUGCCGGAUUCCAUAUAUCCGGAGUAUCAUAAGGUGUACGAGAUGAUGGCUGACGGAGGUACAAAUUAUCCUUUAUACAAGUCAUUGCCUGGAUACACGCUUGUCAAUCUCUAUGAAAACCGCGAGAAUGGAAACACGAAUACGAGGAGGAUGGUCACCCUUUCCGCUCCGGACGGUCAGCUGCACACGUUUGAAGUAUCCAUUGCGGCUAUUCUUAUCGGAUACAAGCCAGAUCUGUCAUACUUGGAAGGUGGCGGCGUGGGAUUGGGUAAAUUUGCAAGCAAGCCGAUCGACAGCAAGUCAAAUCCAAUUGAGAUCGACGACUUCACGUACGAGGUGAUCAACGCGCCGAUAAAGGGACUUUAUGCAUUGGGACCUCUAGUCGGUAACAACUUCGUUCGCUUCGUUCUCGGUGGUGCGCUUGGAAUUCUGGCGCACAUUCUAUGCACCACAAAUACCUGAGAGAUCUGACAGCCACUCGCGCGACUCGGUCGUAUCUUAGCAAAAUCAUUUUAUAAUGUAGACACAUUGACAACGGCAUCAUGUGACUUCUGCUCAAUUCGUGUGAGUGCUGAAUAGCUACCCUCUUAGUUUUUAAAAUUUAUACGAAGAGAUUGCUCGGCAAAUCUGUUUGUACAUACUAUUAAAAUUAUUUUUAUAUUCCUUUCCAUAUUACCCUUCGCGAGGAAACGACUACCGAUUUUUAAUUGUACAUACGACUAUUUAAUUGUUCCGUCGGAAUAUCUCCUAGUGAAAGGUAAAGGGCGAAGAGAUUACAAUAUUUACUCAGCGAGUAGUGACUUACAACGUGCGGAAAAAGAUGACAGUUCAAAUGCUACCUUAGAUCUAUUUUAGAUCUGUUCGCGCUUGUUAACAUUCCAUUUAAUAAGGAAAUUAUCUAUGGAGGAUGGUAUCGAUAACGUGAAUUGCACCUAAAUUUGACGAUUGUCACAUUAUUAAUGAAUUUGUCACAGCUAUGCAUUAUCUCUCCAUAAAUACACCCUUAUUAGAUUCCACAUCUCGUAGAGUGUGUAUACAGUUAACACAUAACUGUUGGAGUCUGUAUUGUAACCAGUUUCGUAAAGAAAAACGAGUAAUACAACGAAACUCUCUACAUAAAUUCUGACAUGCGUACUUAGGAUUAAUCUAUGUUUGCCUUGUUACGAUUAAGUUAAAAAAAUGUUUUUUUAUGCACAUUUGUCUAUACACGGUUUGCAUAUAGUGAGAACACAUCUCACAAAGUGAAUUAGAUGAUUACAGACAUUUCAGUUUUUAUGUAACAUCUUUGAUCCGCCGUGCAAUAUGCCUUUACAUCUCUUAUUAAUAAGCUGUGAUUACUUUAGUGAAGUAGGCUAGUAAUGCUCUGUUGUUAGUAUAAGGUAUAUGUACGUAAUACUACCUUUUCAGUACAAAACGUUUCUACGAAACUUAUUUUUUUAUCACUUGAUAGUUUUUAUUUAUACUAGAUUUAGAAAAAGUGUGCUCUAUUGCUUAUAUUUUACGUGAUUUUAUUUAUGAUAUGCGGUACAUAAUUAUGUACGAUUAUAUAUCAGUUAAGUUUUAUAUUAAUUAAGUUUAUUUAGUUUAAUUAUUUUGAAAAAGAGAAAUGUACUUUUCAUAAUUUUGUUAUAUUUCGAACGGAAAUUUUAUUGCUCUUUGAUAAUCAUGGAAAUGCGAGAAAUACUUUUUUGUUAUGUUAAACGUGCGGUAUGCAAACUUAUAUGUUAAUACGUACGUAACAGUAAGCCUAAAAUGUAUUUAAUAUAAUGUUACGACAAAUUUGAUAUUAGCGGUGAGGCGAGGUACUGUAGCGUAUACAAGAGGUGAAGCGAACAUUAAAGCGUAUCAUUUGUAAUAUAGAAAUAUGUGGUUUUUAGAAGUUUUAUUAAUACGAAAGUUGAUAUAUAUUGAUAUUAGCUAAAUGACGACAGGGAUACGUAUGGAUACAAGAAUACUUAAUACGCAAUCUGUGAUAGGCAAUGCAAUGUUCAAGAAGAUGCAAUGAAGUAGAAGGGACUACGUAAAUAAAACUUGAGUACAUUAUAUUUAGUAGAUAUGUAUUUUUACAUGCAGAAUGAGGACCGAUUUAUAUAAGAAAUAUUAGUAUAUUAUAUGGUUUAAUUUAGACGAAAAACAAUGAAGAAAUCAUUAUCUGUCUCUUUGAAAGAACGGCAGCGGAUAAUCCCACUUGUCACAAGAAAUUCUCAGUAAACUUUUAAGUACCAAGA
Molecule: messenger RNA, 4887 nt
Organism: Vollenhovia emeryi
Lineage: Eukaryota; Metazoa; Arthropoda; Insecta; Hymenoptera; Formicidae
Product: oxidative stress-induced growth inhibitor 2-like
Exons: 8
Coding region: 1445-3121 (558 amino acids)
Source: RefSeq, a predicted model, not a curated record